Messenger RNA from Pantherophis guttatus, 6237 nucleotides. RefSeq names its product TSC complex subunit 2 (gene TSC2). Gene Ontology annotation, molecular function: GTPase activator activity. Gene Ontology annotation, cellular component: cytoplasm; TSC1-TSC2 complex; nucleus. Gene Ontology annotation, biological process: regulation of cell cycle; negative regulation of phosphatidylinositol 3-kinase/protein kinase B signal transduction; negative regulation of insulin receptor signaling pathway. The record is from RefSeq and is a predicted model, not a curated record. NCBI's taxonomy places the organism in Eukaryota, Metazoa, Chordata, Lepidosauria, Squamata, Colubridae.
CCUUCCGCCGGCGGGGGGCGGGGCCCCAGGCGGAGGUGUUUACGCGAUUUGGGGUCGGGGCGCCGCGACCCUCGCGAGGGAGGCCGUUUCCUUGAUGCUGUCUUAGUUAACAAUGGCAAAGCCACCAAGUAAAGAUCCUGGGCUAAAGGAGAAGUUUAAGAGCCUCCUAGGACUGUCAUCCAGGCCCAAUUCUAAGUCAUCUGAAGGAAAACAGACAGAAUUCAUCAUCACUGCAGAAAUACUCAAGGAACUGAGCAUAGAAUGUGGCUUAAACAAUCGGAUAAAAGCAAUCGGACAAAUCUGUGAGGUGGCAAAAACUAAAAAGUUUGAAGAGCAUGCAGUGGAAGCUAUUUGGAAAGCGGUAGCUGAUAUGCUGCAGCCAGAUCGACCACCCGAGGCACGGCAUGCUGUCCUCCAUCUGCUGCAGGCAAUUAUUCUGGGACAGGGUGAAAGGCUGGGGAUUCUCCGAGCUCAUUUUUUUAGAGUGAUUAAAGAUUAUCCGUCUAAUGAAGACCUACAUGAGCGGCUUGAGGUAUUCAAGGCACUGACUGAUAACGGAAAACACAUAACGUACUUGGAAGAGGAACUAGCUGAAUUUGUUCUUCAGUGGAUGAAAGUUGGUUUGACUUCAGAGUUUCUGUUGGUGUUGAUCAACUUAGUGAAAUUCAACAGCUGUUACUUGGAUGACUACAUUGCUGGCAUGGUCUACAUGAUUUGUGCCUUGUGCAUUCAGACCUCUUCUGCAGUUGACAUUAAGGUUUCCCUGCAGGUGUUGGAUGCUGUGGUGUGUUAUAAUUGCCUGCCUUCUGAAAUCCUCCCGAUGUUCAUCAUCACCUUGUGCUGGACCAUCAACGUGAAGGAGCUCUGUGAGCCCUGCUGGAAGCUCAUGCGGAAUCUGUUGGGAACUCACCUGGGUCAUAGUGCCAUUUAUAACAUGUGUCGGAUCAUGGAGGAUAGGACUUACAUGGCAGAUGCUGUCCUCCUGAGGGGAGCUGUCUUCUUUGUGGGGAUGGCCUUGUGGGGAGCACACAGACUGCAGUCUCUCAAAAAUUCACCAACAUCCGUGCUGCCAUCUUUCCUGAAGGCCAUGUCAGCCCCCAAUGCCAUCGUGUCUUACGAAAUCGUUCUCUCCAUAACAAGGCUGAUCAAGAAGUAUGGCAAGGACCUCCAGGCAGUCACUUGGGACGUCCUUUUGGAUAUCAUGCAGCGGCUGGUCGAGCAGCUGCAGACUUUGGAAAGCCAGGAGCUGAAAUCCAUUGUCCACGAUUUGUUGACUACAGUUGAGGAGCUGUGUGACCAGAACGACUUCCACGGCUCCAAAGAGAGAUACUUCGAACUUGUGGAGCGAUGUGCUGACCGAAGGCCUGAAUCUUCGGUUCUGAACCUCAUAACCUACCGAGCUCAGUCCAUCCACCCUGCAAAGGACGGCUGGAUUCAAAACCUCCAGGCACUAAUGGACAGGUUCUUCAGAAAUGAGAGUCGGAGUGCUGUUCGCAUAAAGGUUUUGCACGUCCUGUCUUUCGUGCUGAGUGUCAACAGGCAGCUUUAUGAGGAGGAAUUGAUCAAUCUGGUCAUCUCCCAACUGUCUCAUGUCCCAGAAGAUAAAGACCACCAAGUUCGCAAACUGGCCACCCAGUUGCUGGUGGACUUGGCCGAGGGUUGCAAUACCCAUCACUUCAGCAGCUUGCUGGAUAUCAUAGAGAAGGUGGCUUCCCACUCUUUGCUGCCUCCUGCUGACCUGGAAGAAAGAGACCUGCUCUCUUACUCGGCCUCCUUAGAAGACGUGAAGACGGCAGUCGUUGGCUUACUUGUCAUUUUCCAGACCAAGUUGUACAGCUUGCCUGCCAGUCACGCCAUGCGGGUCUACGAGAUGCUCGCCCAUCACCUUCAGCUCCACUACAAGCACAAGUACAGCCUCCCCAUUGCUAGCAGCAUCCGCCUGCAGGUAUUUGACUUCUUGCUCUCACUGCGUGCUGAUGCUCUUCUCCACCGCCUGGGCCUCCCCACCAAAGACGGCCUUGUGAGAUUCAGCCCCUACUGCCUCUGCGAUGCGGUGGAGCCCGAGAAAAAGCUUGCCGGCACUCUGUCCCCUCCCUCGGGAAGUCCAAGUGGCCCCACUCAGAACGCCCCCAUCCGCACAGGCCACCUGUCUUACUCGCUCCUCUUUGGAGUUCUCCUGCAGUGCUUGAAGCAAGAGACAGACUGGAAGGUGCUGAAGCAGGUCCUGAACAAGCUGCCCAAAUCCCUGCAGUAUAAAGUCCUGUACUUAACCUCCCCUUGCAGUAUCGAUCAGCUGUCUUCUGCCCUGUGCUCCAUGCUCACCGAUAAAAAGAUGACGGAGCGGCUGAGGGAUGUCUCGGAAGGGCUGUCCCGGAACGACUUGCACCAGGCGGUGGUUCCGGUCUUGACUGCUUUGAUCUCCUAUCACAGCUACCUGGACAAGACAAAGCAGCGAGAGAUGGUUUACUGCCUGGAGCAUGGGCUGAUCUUCCGCUGCGCCAGCCAGUGUGUGGUGGCAUUGUCGAUCUGCAGCGUUGAGAUGCCGGAUAUUAUCAUCAAAGCUUUGCCAGUCCUGAUAGUUAAGUUGACGCAUAUUUCAGCCACAGCCAACAUGGCCAUCCCUCUCUUGGAAUUCCUUUCAACCCUGGCCCGCCUGCCUCAUCUCUACAGGAAUUUUGCAGCGGAGCAGUACGCCAGUGUAUUUGCCAUCUCUCUGCCCUAUACAAACCCCUCCAAGUUUAACCAGUAUAUUGUAUGCCUGGCGCAUCAUGUCAUAGCCAUGUGGUUUAUCAAAUGCCGUCUCCCCUUUCGGAAAGACUUUGUUCCCUAUAUCACUAAGGGCUUGCGGUCGAACAUCCUCCUCUCCUUCGAUGACACCCCAGAGAAAGACAGUUUCCGAGCUCGGAGUACCAGUCUGAAUGAGAGACCCAAGAAUAGCUUUAAAGUAGGCAAAAAUGCCAGGCCAAACUUGAACCAGUCUCCUCCCGUGAGAGCCCUGAAGGAUCCCUCGGCCGUUGAUGCCUUCCGCUCCCGCAGCAUCAGUGUGUCUGACCAUGCAGCCCACAGCCGGAUACAAACCUCCAUCACCAGUUCCAGCCUGGGCUCUGCCGAUGAGAACUCCAUGGCUCAGGCAGACGACAACCUGAAGACCCUCCACUUGGAGCUCACAGAGACCUGCCUCGACAUGAUGGCCCGAUAUGUCUUUUCCAACUUCACAGCUGUGCCCAAAAGGUCUCCAGUGGGUGAGUUCCUCUUGGCUGGAGGGAGAACCAAGACAUGGCUAGUGGGUAACAAGCUUGUUACAAUCACUACAAGCGUUGGAACAGGAACCAGGUCCCUCCUGGGCCUUGACCAUGGAGAGCUCCAUAGUGGUGCAGAAUCCAGUUCAGAUCACAGCUUGCAAGUGAGACAGUCAAAGGAAGCCCCGGCAAAACUUGAAUCUCAGGCUGGCCCGCAGGUGGUUCGAACCCGCAACCGAGUCAGGUCCAUGUCAGGAGGCCAUGCUUUGCGGGUUGGUGCUCUGGACAGCUCUGCCUCUCACUUCUCAGCCAGCACGGGGCCUCAGCCGCCUCCAAGCUCUCCUGUUCCUGCUCCCCAAACCGAGAAGGCUAACCUGGCUGCUUAUGUCCCCCUCCUGACUCAAGGCUGGGCAGAAAUAUCAGUGCGGAGGCCAACAGGUAACACCAGCUGGCUGAUGAGCCUGGAAAAUCCGCUGAGCCCCUUCUCUUCAGAUAUCAACAACAUGCCCCUGCAGGAACUGUCCAAUGCCCUGAUGGCAGCCGAGCGUUUCAAGGAGCAUCGUGAGACAGCCCUGUACAAGUCCCUCUCGGUCCCCUCCUCGAGCUUGUCCACGGGAACAGCCAAGCCGUCUCUCCUGCAGCGCUCCAACACAGAAUCUGCAGUUGUACCAGAAGAAGGAAGCCCCCCAGAUGAAGAUCGAAAAGGAGUGGAAUUCCACCCUGAAUCUCAAGAGAUUGAAGACUUUGAACCCACGUGUUUGGGGCAAGGGCUGGAGGAAGAGAGAUUAGGCCGAGGAGCCUAUUGUCGGUCAUCAUCGACUUCCAGCCAAGAGGAGAAGGCUCCCAAAGCAGAAGAUCUGGCCGCCAUUGGCAUUCCGAUCGAAAGGGCCAGGAACCUGGAAGACAGCCGGGCCUUCGAAGCCCUCUCUUUCCAGCCUUCCCAGACCCUCAGCAAGUCCAGCUCCUCCCCAGAGCUCCAGACACUUCAGGAAGUCCUCAAGGAUCCAGGUGGCGAAGAGUCGGCCCAGAAACUCAGCAGCGAAGGCAAAUCCAAGUCUCAGUCUGGGCACCUGGAAGGAGAGGCCGCCGGGGGCUGGCUGGCGAAGGGGGAAGACGACCAGGACCCUGGAGGGAUGAGGCUGGCUGCGGCGGCCCCUGCCUCUUCUCCCCACUCCCCAACCGGCCACCGGCCGCGGGGAUACACCAUCUCUGACUCGGCCCCCUCCAGGAGGGGCAAAAGGGUCGAGAGGGACCUCUUUAAGGGAAGAGCAGCAGCUGCCUCCAACGCAGGGAAAGUUCCAGGCAUCAACCCAAGCUUUGUGUUCCUGCAGUUGUAUCAUUCUCCGUUCUUUGGUGAUGAAUCCAACAAGCCCCUUUUAUUGCCAAAUGAGACCUUUGAGAACUCCAUUCAACUUCUAGAUCAGAUCCCUCCAUAUGACACUCACAAGAUUGCCGUCUUGUAUGUUGGAGAAGGACAGAGCAGCAACGAGCUCGCCAUUCUGUCCAAUGAGCAUGGCUCCUACAGGUACACAGAGUUCCUGACUGGCCUGGGCAAACUCAUUGAGCUCAAGGACUGCCAGCCAGACAAGGUUUAUCUGGGCGGUCUGGACGUGUGUGGAGAGGACGGGCAGUUCACCUACUGCUGGCACGACGACAUCAUGCAAGCUAUUUUCCACAUUGCCACUUUGAUGCCCACCAAAGAUUUGGAUAAAAAUUGCUGUGACAAGAAACGACAUUUGGGGAAUGAUUUUGUUUCCAUAAUUUACAAUGAUUCCGGGGAAGACUUCAAACUGGGCACCAUCAAGGGCCAAUUCAACUUUGUUCAUGUCAUCAUCAAACCGCUGGAUUAUAACUGCAACCUGCUUACUCUACAGUGCCGUAAAGAUAUGGAGGGGCUCAUUGACACAAGUGUGGUGAAGAUUGUCUCAGACAAAAACCUUUCAUUUGUUGCCCGACAGAUGGCGUUGCAUGCCAAUAUGGCGUCUCUGGUCCAUCACAGCCGCUCCAACCCCACUGACACCUAUCCCUCGAAGUGGAUUGCUCGGCUGCGCCACAUCAAGCGGCUCCGGCACAGGAUCCGAGAAGAAACCCAGUUCCAAGAGGCCGGUUUCCCCACCGUGCAUCCUCCAGUCCCUACGAAAGCCUCCACCCGGGUCCCCCAGGACCCGGCCCCCACCUACGAAACUGGACAGAGGAAGCGCUUGAUCUCCUCCGUGGACGACUUCACAGAGUUCGUGUAGGGCAAAGGUUGCCCUGCCACAACCUCUCUGGCGCAAAGCAGCUCCAGCCUCCAGCUGCAGUCAUUUCGGCCUCUUCUCAGCCCAUGAAUUGAGAUUGCAGCUUUGUGCUGCCUUGAAGGCUGCUGGCCUGACACACAACUUUUGUGGGUUUUUCUAACCACCAGUUCUGUAAUCAAGCUUUUUAAAGUGAAUGAAGGCACAGCUCAGAUUUAUGGUUUGUUUGAAAUGGCAGAAGGAAAAUCAGCAACCUGACAUUAAUGUCCCCCAAGGCCUCUAAUCUCCCGGUAGAGUUCCAUGAAAUGUGCCUGUGGUGUUACUUCCACCUGUUGGGGAGAGUUUGGUCUUGCAGGAGCUGGGGAGCCCUUGGUCUUCAGAGGAAAGCCAAUAUGAAAAUGAAAUGAAAUGAAAAUAAAUGAAAUAGGGUAAAUGUGGGUGGUUCAUUAUUGAAGCCGAGCUUCGGGAGGCAUUUGGGGCUGAUCACGUUUGCUUAAAUCUGUCCCAAGUGUUGAGAGUAAAACGUGCAUUGAAUUUAGUGUUUUCUGCGGGAGCCAGCAGCUCCCUUUUAACAGGCUAUGAGGCCAGCAGGAAAUGUAAGCGUUUUCCUGAAGCAAGAAUGUCUGUCUCUCUCUCGAGUUCAGCGGUCAGAGGCCCUUCUCUGGUUCAGACUGCCUUGGGUAUUCAUAUAAAAGUAGGAAAAGGUCUGAUGCUUUUUCCCAAAGGGGGGAGAUUUGGGGGCAAUAAAACCUCAUUCUGCUGUA